Molecule: messenger RNA, 1914 nt
Organism: Rhododendron vialii
Lineage: Eukaryota; Viridiplantae; Streptophyta; Magnoliopsida; Ericales; Ericaceae
Product: T-complex protein 1 subunit delta
Exons: 2
Coding region: 144-1742 (532 amino acids)
Biological process (GO): protein folding
Cellular component (GO): chaperonin-containing T-complex
Molecular function (GO): ATP hydrolysis activity; ATP binding; ATP-dependent protein folding chaperone
Source: RefSeq, a predicted model, not a curated record
CUCAACUCCAACUAGUACUUUCUUCUGUAAAGUCUCAUCAUUCCCGCUUCAACUCUUUUCGAUCCAAAAUCUAGGGUUUUGAAGUAAUAAUCAUUUCCAGAUCUAGGGUUUCAAAUCUCCCAUCUCUCUCUCUCUCUCCAGUCAUGGCCGUCCAAGCCUCACGCCAAGCCUCAUCAAAAACCGAGUCCUACGUGGACAACAAGCGCAAGGAAGACAUCCGCCGCGCCAACAUCGUGGCCGCACGGGCCGUGGCCGACGCCGUCCGGACCAGCCUGGGCCCCAAGGGCAUGGACAAGAUGAUCUCCACCGCCUCGGGCGAGGUCAUCAUCACCAACGACGGCGCCACCAUCCUCAACAAGAUGGAGGUCCUCCAGCCCGCCGCCAAGAUGCUCGUCGAGCUCUCCAAGUCCCAGGACGUCGUCGCCGGCGACGGAACCACCACCGUCGUCGUCAUCGCCGGCGCUCUCCUCAAGCAGUGCCUCUCCCUCCUCGACGCCGGCAUUCACCCCACCGUCAUCUCCGAUGCUCUCCACAAGGCCUCGCUCAAAGCCGUCGACGUUUUGACCGCCAUGGCUGUGCCGGUCGAGCUAUCGGAUCGAGAAUCACUCGUAAAGUCCGCCAGUACUUCACUCAACAGCAAGGUGGUAAGUCAGUACUCUACUCUCCUCGCCCCUCUUGCUGUAGACGCUGUGCUGUCUGUUGUGGACCCCGAAAAACCCGAUUUGAUCGAUCUCCGUGACGUCAAGAUUGUGAAGAAGCUCGGAGGGACAGUGGACGACACUGAGCUUGUAAAAGGUUUGGUAUUUGAUAAAAAGGCGAGUCACGCUGCUGGAGGUCCAACUAGGGUUGAUAAUGCGAAAAUUGCUGUUAUUCAGUUUCAGAUUUCGCCCCCUAAGACGGAUAUAGAACAAUCUAUUGUUGUUUCGGAUUAUACCCAAAUGGAUAGGAUUUUGAAAGAGGAGAGGAAUUAUAUUUUGGGUAUGAUUAAGAAGAUUAAGGCUACUGGGUGUAAUGUGUUGUUGAUUCAGAAGAGUAUUUUGAGGGAUGCUGUGACUGAUUUGUCGCUGCAUUAUCUUGCGAAAGCCAAGAUUAUGGUGAUAAAGGACGUUGAGCGCGAUGAGAUAGAGUUCAUUACAAAGACUCUCAACUGUCUGCCUAUUGCUAACAUUGAGCAUUUCCGCGCUGAGAAGUUGGGUUAUGCGGAUUUGGUUGAGGAGGCUUCACUUGGGGAUGGGAAGAUUGUGAAGAUUACAGGAAUCAAGGACAUGGGUCGGACCACGACUGUGCUUGUUCGUGGGUCGAAUCAGUUGGUCCUUGAUGAGGCAGAGAGAAGCUUGCAUGAUGCUCUCUGUGUUGUGAGGUGUUUGGUCAAUAAGAAGUUUCUGAUUGCAGGCGGUGGUGCACCAGAGAUAGAGCUUUCGAGGCAGUUGGGUGCAUGGGCUAAGGUUUUGCAAGGGAUGGAGAGUUACUGCGUGCGAUCUUUUGCAGAGGCACUUGAAGUUAUUCCCUAUACCUUGGCGGAGAAUGCAGGUUUGAACCCAAUAACAAUUGUUACAGAGCUUAGGAAUCGGCAUGCGCAGGGCGAGAUCAAUGCUGGAAUCAAUGUGAGGAAGGGGCAGAUUACUAACAUCUUGGAAGAGAAUGUGGUACAACCUUUGCUAGUUAGUACUAGUGCAAUUACUCUUGCUACGGAAUGUGUGCGGAUGAUCUUGAAGAUUGAUGACAUUGUCACAGUUAGGUAGAUUGCGCUGUUGCAUUACCGUGUUGGAGACUGAAAAACUUUUUGCCUUGUUAAAUUUCGGUGUGUGCUGCUACUAUGUUUGCUUUGCUUUCUUCUGAGGUCUUCUUUGUUGCAUUUCACGUCUAUUGAAUUUUGUCCGUGGUCUUUUCAGAAGUGCACGUUUAUUUUGGUCA